GGCAAAAAGCCAUAACUGCACCUAUCAAUGAGAGAUUGGUGGAAAGUCCCAGCCUGGAAAUCCCCUCAACCAUCCCCGGGCUUUCCGUUCCGUUCUUUACAAUUGCUUCGGAGGAUCUAUAGGGUGCUUUGACAGAGUGUACAUCGAACACACCGAAAUAGAUCUGGUUGAGAAGACUGAAUGGCGCCGUGGACAGCUGUGGUUGGGCAGACUGAAGUGGCAGAAGACCCUGAGCAUCCUUAGGGCUUUGUUGGUACCGACAUAUUGCACAGUUCAGCGUUGGUGCUAGUCCGCGUGGCCAGCACCAUGUCCCAGGGACAGAACUUCCUGCCCAAGUUCCUGUUUGUCAGCAACUUGCUGAAGGCGGUGAAGAUCCGUGAGCGCGUGCCCAACGAUGUGGUGAAGCCGGCCGCCAGCGGUGGGCUCAUGCACCACUUGCGUGGCAUGCACCGCUACACCCUGGAGAUGAUCGGCAUGAGCCAGUUCCCCCAGGCCUUCCGAGAGGUGGUGCAGGCCGCCAUCUUGGAUAGAGCCAUGCAGACCUCCCUGGAGCAGGAGAAGAAGCUGAACUGGUGCCGCGAGGUCAAGAAGAUGGUGCCCCUCAGAACCAAUGGGGAUGGGAACUGCCUGCUCCACGCAGCGUCCCAGUACAUGCUGGGGGUGCAGGACACGGACCUGGUCCUGAGGAAGGCUCUCCACGGGGUUCUGAAGGAGACCGACACGGGGAGCUUCAGGGCUCGCUUCCAGACCGAGCUGCUCCAGUCGCAGGAGUUCACCCAGACAGGCCUGCGCUACACCACCACGAACUGGGAGGAGGAGUGGGAGAAGAUAGUCAAGAUGGCGUCUCCCGUGUCCAGCAGCAACGGGCUGCAGUUUGACUCCCUGGAGGACAUCCACAUCUUCAUCCUCUCCAACAUCCUCCGCAGACCCAUCAUCGUCAUAGCAGACCAGGUGCUGCGCAGCAUGAAGUCAGGCUCCUCCUUCUCGCCGCUGAACGUGGGCGGGGUCUACCUGCCGCUGCAGUGGCCUCCGGGGGAGUGUUACAAGUAUCCCAUAGUCCUCGGCUACGACUCACAGCACUUUGCCCCUCUCAUCACCAUCAAAGACAGUGGACCAGAGAUCCGAGCGGUGCCCCUGAUCAACCCGGGCCGGGGGGGUUUCGAGGAGCUGAAGGUCCACUUCCUGACGGAGAAGGAGCAGCAGCAGAAGGGCCGCCUGCUGCAGGAGUACCUGGUCCUGCUGGACAUCCCCGUCAUCGGCCUGGGCUACGACACCACGCGCAUCAUCAACGCCGCCCGGCUGGAUGAGGGGAACCUUCCGGAGGACAUGAACCUGAUGGAGGACUACCUGCAGCUGGUCAACCACGAGUACAAGCGCUGGCAGGAGGACAAGGAGCAGGUGUGGGCGGCCCAGUCCCAGAGACCCCCCCCCUUCUCCGUCUCCCAGCUCUCCCUCAUCGAGAUCCGCUGCGCCACGCCGCGAUGCACCUUCUACGUCUCCGUGGACACGCAGCCCCACUGUCACGAGUGCUUCGAGAAGCGGCAGGCCAACGGGCACACGGAGGCGGCGCCCACCAAGGGAGGUGGGCAAGGGGGGGUGGAGGUGGAGGCCCGAGGGGGCCGGACCAGCCCGCCGGGCAGAGCGGUCCUGUCCAGCCCCCGCUCGGCCCCGCCCACGGCGCCCAGCCUCAGCCUGUACAGCGAGACGCACGCCAUGAAGUGCAAGACGCCCGGCUGCCUGUUCACCCUCAGCGUGGAGCACGACGGCCUCUGCGAGCGCUGCUUCAACGCCCGGCAGAACGCCCCUCCCCCGGCCGCCAACGCCACCCCGCCCGCCGCUCCCCCCGGGGCUCCCCAGGGCCUCCCGCUCCCCGCCCACCCCGGCUGGCCUCAGUGGGGGGGGCGGGAAGCGGAGGCGGAGAGGUGCAGCAUGUGUCGCCAGGAGGUCUUCAGGGUGUUUAAUGGGCUCUGCACCCCAUGCAUGCAGAGGACUGCCACAGAAAGGGGGGAGCCCCAGCAUAUCACCCCCAGGACUGAGGCCUUGUCGUCGGGCUGGAGCCAGCCCCGGGACUCUGAGAGGUCGGCCACCUCUGUGCUGAACCCCAGCCUGGCCCCCGGCCACGGGCACACGUCAGCCUGGCAGACGCCACUGGCACGACCCUGUAAGAGGUCGGGUUGCCAGUUCUUUGGGACGCCAGAGAAGCUGGGCUUUUGUACCAUCUGCUAUGUGGACUACCAGACCAACCAUCAGUUAGCCCUACCCCCAGCGCCCACACAGAGCCGCCACGCUUCGGAGGCCGGGUUUCAGAAUGCCACGCGGUGUCGCGGCCCUGGCUGCGGGUCACUGGGCAAGGCCAUGCUGGAGGGCUACUGCAACAAGUGCUACGUGAAGGAACAGAGCGCCCGGCUCAACCAGGCCGCCAUCCGCACCCCGCACUCCCCCCCUCUGGUCAUGCGAGCUGCCAAGCCCAAACAGUCCCAGACGCAGACCCAGACUCAGACCCAGACGCAGACCCAGACGGAAACCCAGACCCAGACGCAGUGCAGGCGGAGCGGCUGCAGCAACGAGUCCCCGGGCUGCACGGACCUAUGUCCGGAGUGCCACACGCGCGGCCAGAGGGAGAACCGCAGGGCCCAGGCCCCCAAGGAGAAGUCCAAGCAGAGGUGCCGCACCCAGGGCUGCGACCACUACGCCAACCAGGAGAAGCAGGGCUACUGCAACGAAUGUGACCACUUCAAACAGAUCUAUCGUGGCUGAAGCCAGGGACUGUACCCGACCUAGUUGUGCCAUCCUGUGCCCACCAUGCCAGUCAAUGCACCACUGUUACAAGGACCCUCUCCCCAUGUCAACUGUCUUAGGAGGGUGGGGGAGGGGCGACAGAUUACCUCUUAGUGCAGUUCUAUAAUCUUACAUGUAUAGGAGGGGGAACCAGUGGGACUACUGACUAGCUAACUCAUGCCUACAUUAUGUAUCUACCUAAGGACAUGGUCUAUCACAUUUGGACAAAAUGAUUGUAUGUAAAACCACGAGCAUGAGAUAUGCGUUGCUUUAGAAUCUGGCCAAGGAAUACCAUUUGUCUGUGUGUCUGUCUGUGAAGCAACUACUACUGUAGUUUGUAGAGUUCCAGCGGAAGUUGGACUUGACCUCUUCUGAGCAGUGCCUAGUCGGGCCAAACCAACAGUGCACUAGCAUAACAGGGAAGGAGGCUGGUUACCGUAGAAACCUGGUUACUGCAUAAAUGUGACACGUAAACAGGUUUAGAGUGGGACAGCCAGUCGUCAGUCCCACUGUAAACUGCUGAUGUACAGUGUGUGUGUGUGUGUGUGUGUGUGUGUGUGUGUGUGUGUGUGUGUGUGUGUGUGUGUGUGUGUGUGUGUGUGUGUGCGUGUGCGUGUGCGAGCGAGCGAGAGAGAGAGAGAGAGAGAGAGCUGCAGACACUGGACAGGCAGGACCCUGACAGUAUGGUGCUACCUGUACAGAAAUACAACACUCUUAAUAACACAGAGCCUGUGUGUGUGUGCGUGCGUGCUUAUGCAUGCACAUGUGUGUCACAUUUUAGUCUGGAUAAUACAGUAAAUCUAGAUGGCAGUAAUACUCCACCUUCUCCAUGGCACGGUACAGAGAUGUUGCCUUAGUGGUUGUGUGACACUGUUUUCUGUUGACCACUUUUAUACUCUGGACUGCAGAAUCCCAGUCACUGCUAGCCCUGACAGAGUAGAGCAAAAGGUUAGAGUCUGGUCUCAACCUGUCCUCCGCGGAACUCCAACUGUUGUUGACAAAGCCAGUUAUUGACUGAGUUCAGUUAAUGAACAGAUAAGAGGAGGAGGAGGGAGAGGAGGAGGAGUAGGGGAUUGCCAACAAAGAAGGGAGUGUGUCAGAAGGGAAAGAGAAAAUAACACGAGGUGAAUUCCCCACCGCUGUUCUCCAACCUCUCACCUCGCCCCUGUAGCAGUGCAAACACCACGCCCCUGUAAGGAGAAAGAAAGAGAGAGACAGGCAGGGAGGGAGGGGGAGGGGACAGAUGCAAACAGGUGGAAAACAUGCCUUUGGAAGGUAGGAACCACUGUUCUCCUUCAUCUCUUUGCACGGCCACAGUAGUCUGGGUCCCUUGACAGGAAGUAUUACUUGUCAGGCCCUCUGUGUCCACGCCUAGUCUGUAGCCCUGCAGUGAUGUGCGCCUGUAGUCGGUAGGAUAGUCGUGACCCCUCCGGUUGGCCUGUUCUCCUCUGAGGUCUGCUCACACGAUGCCUCGGCCCUAGACUCGCAGCAGUCUGAGAUCUCCUGACAGAUCUGGGCUUUCUACAACUGACGUUUCUUCUUUUUCCUCAUUCCUGCCAAACAAACUUGACGUGCCAUCAUCUACCCGGCGUUGCUGCUCUGCCCUGCUGUGGACAGCCUGCCUGUUAGAUACCUGCUUAGCUGGCGUCUGUUGACGAGAAGACGUUUUGUGACAGCCUAGCUCUAGAUACAGAGAUGUGCUUAAAUCAGAGUAGAAACACAUAAGGGCAAUUAGCAGUCAGCUUGCCAAGGGUUCUUGAAGGUUUCUGGGUCUGAACUGGAUUCAUAGCAUCACAGACUUGUUGCACAACACUUUAUAAGCUGCUCUGGAAUCUGGCUCGGUACUAUGAUAUGCGUAAGGACAUUCCAAUGGUAGACAUUGCCAAGCAAAGCUGUAACAAAAAUGCAAAGGUGUCAGUUUUGUGUAACCUUUCAAUAAUAGGGUAUUGUACGACAAGCCUUGAUUUGUUUGUUAAGUAUUUAUUCAUAUCAAAUAUAUGUAUUGUGUGAUUAUUUAUAUGUUGUCCUGAAAUGAAUUAUUUUUAUUAAGAAA
Messenger RNA from Osmerus eperlanus (European smelt), 4831 nucleotides. It is a transcript of the gene tnfaip3, whose product is annotated as tumor necrosis factor, alpha-induced protein 3. Lineage: Eukaryota; Metazoa; Chordata; Actinopteri; Osmeriformes; Osmeridae. The record is from RefSeq and is a predicted model, not a curated record. Gene Ontology annotation, molecular function: DNA binding; zinc ion binding; cysteine-type deubiquitinase activity. The transcript is spliced from 9 exons. Gene Ontology annotation, biological process: cytoskeleton organization; positive regulation of Wnt signaling pathway; cell migration. Gene Ontology annotation, cellular component: nucleus; cytoplasm. Bases 307 to 2757 code for a protein of 816 amino acids.